ACUGCCUGCGGUAUCUUGUCGGUCUCUGUCGGGCGCACUCGUUUUCUCUACUAUUCUAAGCAAUCACCAUCCCUGGCCCUGGUACUGACCCUUUGCAUCAAGCGUCGUGACGACGGCUUACAAGUGCCAACUUUAACCCCCACGACUUUUGCGGCCCCUGCCGCCAGCCUCCGCGCGCCCGGUUUGCCAGUCGCAAACACUCUUGCCAUUCACAUUCGUGCUCGUUUGAACCAACCGCUCUGACUAGGCUGACGGCGAUUGCUCUGCAACACAACCAGGCCAGGCCACGACAGCCAUGGUGGCCGACGAGAAGAACGUCUUCGCAUUGAUCAGCGCCAUCGGUGCACUUCGCGAUCGGCUCCGGCACGACAUUGACGGCUUGCGCCAAAUUCACAACCGCCGCAAAGAUGGCAAUGGAUCACCCAUUAAUCUCAUUGCGCAGCUGACAGCCCUGAAAUCCUCCUAUGGAAGCAUACAGGACUGGCUUGACGGCAGUGGCAGUGACCUGCAUCCGCAGCUGCUUACUGACUUGGACAUGCUCACCCACUCGUCCGAUGAGCUUUCACGCUAUGUGAAUUCGCUCAUCAAGACCUUUCAGCAAUCAGACUUGCGUGCCGCUGAUUUUGCAGCCAAGCUAAAGUAUGCGCUUGCUAGCAGGACCAUGGGCCGACUGCAGACGGUUGCGCAGAGGCAAAAUGAUGCUGUGAACCUACUGCUUGCAGCAUGUCACUGCACAGCACAGGCGCAACGAAAAAUUCUGCUCUACAAGAGUCGCCAAAUCAGGCAAGAGGACGUUGCAAAUCUCAAGCUACUUUCACAGUCCUCAAGAUGGAGUGGUGGCUGUAUAGCAGGACUUGCGCAGCUGUCCUCCUUCGUUCAGUGGCUGAAGCUCUUGUUCAACAAAAAGUCUGCCCAAAAUCCACUCGACAGGAACGUUUCGCCUAGCGAUGCAAACUACGAGCAUGUCGAAGCAAUCAAUCGAUCAGAAGCAAUCGACCGUGCGCUGCAAAGAGAAGCCACUAAUCUCCGUCAUGAGACGAAGCUCAUCCUCGUAGGCAAGAUCAACAGUGGCAAGGACCUUUUGAUGCACCAAUUGAAGAUGCUAUAUGCAGAGGGCCAUCAACCUGCCAAUGAACGCAUCAAGCACCGGUGUCAGAUCAUCCAAGUGGUCUACUCUCUCAUGCAAUCCAUGGCCGAUUUGCUCAAAGACACUGGUGUGUCCCUACCGUCCGAGUUGAAUCAACAUUUUGCUACCCUACUCAACGAGUUGGAAGCUGGUAAUGAAGGCAUCACACCAGAUGCGGCCAAGGCCAUUGAUCGCCUCUGGUCGAGUCCCCAGUUUUCUAAACUGUACGACCACAACUUCGAGAUUGACUUCCCCCAAUAUGCACCCUACUUUGCGCAAGAAGUCGCUCGCAUAGCUGAUCAAGACUAUGUUCCUACAGAAGCGGAUAUCAUUCGCUUGAACCAAUCUAUGCGCGGCAUCAAGGAGCUGCGCUUCAACUGGGAUGAACUGGAUAUUCACCUUUUCAAUAUCAAGGAGGGUUUUCCUGAUCAAUUCCGGGAACGCUGGUUCCAUCAGCUUGAGGGAGCGGCUGCGCUCAUGUACACCAUUGAUGUAUCCCUGUACGACAAGCCGAGUCCCACCCAACCGAACGAGUCGCUCUUGAUGGACGAAUUCAGAAGCUUUGAAAGCUGGAUCAGUCAGCCCGGAUUUUCAACCUCUUCCAUCAUCAUCAUAUUCAAUAACUAUACUCGUUUUACCAGAAAGAUGCCACACUCGCCUCUAGAGAAGUUUUUCCCAGAUUACUCAUCCAGCAAAAGCGAGCCCGAAGUAUCUGCGAGGCAGUACAUCAUGCGCCAUCUCAAAACCGUCAACCACCGGGGUCUAUUCUUCUAUUCCUUUUGGGUCGAUCUUGAUACUAGCGACAACAAGCAGUUGUACUCUGCACUCAAGACAACACUAGCACAGAUACAGCAACGCAGGACUCAGGAAGAAGCUCAAAGUUCGACCCGUCCAACCCAAGACUCAGAAGGCCACUCGAAAACCAGCUUGUCUAAUAUUGUUCGGACCUAUAGUCUGAAGAAGAAAGAGGUGACUGAGAUAAGUUGAGCAGAUCGGCUUGCCGUGGUGUUGGCCAACCAAUAGUGUUUUGUUUGCAGUUUUUGGGCUAUGGCGUCUCUGGAUACGAAGAUACCAUGGCAGCGGGUCGGCGUUCUUGCGUAGAUGGGCGACCAUGUGGCGACCGUUCCGCCCACAACCGAAAGGAUUGGGGCGAGCGAUGCCUGCAUUAGGUGUUUGACACAUCCAGUGCAUAUACCCCAGAAUGAUUUGUCAAUAUUUAGUUGUAAUCUCUAUUGCUCAGCCACACAACGCUCGAAGGCAACAUUUUCAGCGGUUCCCCGUGACUCUAUAUAUUGGCUCACACACGUACGACUGGAUGAGAGUGCCCGCUC
Messenger RNA from Bipolaris sorokiniana ND90Pr, 2457 nucleotides. RefSeq lists its product as uncharacterized. Bases 296 to 2113 code for a protein of 605 amino acids. The transcript has 2 exons. The record is from RefSeq and is a predicted model, not a curated record. Gene Ontology annotation, molecular function: G protein-coupled receptor binding; guanyl nucleotide binding; GTPase activity. NCBI's taxonomy places the organism in Eukaryota, Fungi, Ascomycota, Dothideomycetes, Pleosporales, Pleosporaceae. Gene Ontology annotation, biological process: adenylate cyclase-activating G protein-coupled receptor signaling pathway. Gene Ontology annotation, cellular component: heterotrimeric G-protein complex.